AUGACCGACAAUAUCUUCUUUACAAGCUUUGGCUUGAUGGUCCUCGAUGAAAUCCGGUUUCCUAACCGCAAGCCAUUAAAAAAUGUACUAGGAGGAUCUGGAGCUUAUGCAACCCUGGGUGCCCGAUUAUUCCUCCCCUCGCCCCAGAGCUGCUCAAUCGUCUGGCCGGUCAAUAUUGGAUAUGACUUCCCAGAACACAUCACAGAACUCCUACGGAGCUGGGAUACACAAUUGGUCGUCAAUAGAGCAGUGGAUCAGCCUUCGACUCGGGGAUUACUGGAAUAUGAAGAUGAUACAUUCGGACGUAAGAACCGCGACCUGACGGACGUCCAUCCAGCCAAGACAUUCAAAUACACAACUCCAAUCCUCGCCCAAGAAAACGAAAUCGGAAACUCAAGCCCAGUCAUACUCUCGUCUAAAAUCUAUCACUUCCUCGCCACACCGGAAGAUAUAAAGAACUACACAUCAUGCAUCCUCACGACCCGAAAACAAUUCGGUAUCAAAGAUCGACCACUCAUAGUCUGGGAGCCGGCACCGCUGGCUUGCAACCCGGGGAAUCUUCAACCCUGUCUAGAAGCCGCGAGACUAGUGGAUGUAUUCAGUCCGAAUCAUAUCGAGCUCGCGCGGUUGUUCCCAGGGUCUUCUGCUUUCCCUGAUAAACGUGAGAUUGAGCGAUUAGGUAUGAAGGUUCUAGAGAGUGGUGUUGGGCCGGAUGGAAGGGGUGUGGUGGUUAUUAGGGCCGGGGAGAAUGGGUGUCUUGUUCAAUCGCGGGUUCUUGCUCCGAGGUGGAUUCCUCCGUUUUAUGGUGCUGCCACGGGGGAAGGGCAGGCUUGUAGAGUUGUUGAUCCGACUGGAGCUGGGAAUGCUUUUUUGGGGGGCUAUUCUGUUGGGUGGAUUCGCACCGGGGGUGAUGUUGUUCAGGCGGCUUGUUAUGGAUCUGUGGCUGCGUCUUUUGCGUUGGAGCAGGUGGGGAUGCCGGUGUUGAGUGGCUAUGGAGAUGGGGAGUUGUGGAAUGGAGUGAGGGUUUCUGCGCGAUUGCUGGAGUAUAGGGCUAGAUGGGGAUUGGAGAUGGGUGGGUUAUAA
Penicillium nucicola is the source of this 1083-nucleotide messenger RNA. RefSeq lists its product as uncharacterized. The record is from RefSeq and is a predicted model, not a curated record. The transcript is spliced from 3 exons. The coding region runs from base 1 to 1083 and encodes 360 amino acids. Lineage: Eukaryota; Fungi; Ascomycota; Eurotiomycetes; Eurotiales; Aspergillaceae.